Priceomyces carsonii is the source of this 2031-nucleotide messenger RNA. It is a transcript of the gene PLB5, whose product is annotated as Plb5p. The transcript has a single exon. Gene Ontology annotation, molecular function: A2-type glycerophospholipase activity. Bases 1 to 2031 code for a protein of 676 amino acids. Gene Ontology annotation, biological process: glycerophospholipid catabolic process. The record is from RefSeq and is a predicted model, not a curated record. NCBI's taxonomy places the organism in Eukaryota, Fungi, Ascomycota, Pichiomycetes, Serinales, Debaryomycetaceae. Gene Ontology annotation, cellular component: intracellular membrane-bounded organelle; plasma membrane; cytosol.
AUGAUAUCUACAUUUAGAUCUCUAAUCUUAUUCAGCUUCAUAUUUCUUUGGCUAUGGAAACCAGCUUACGCCAUUGAUUGGCCCUGGGAUGAUAACUCUAGUUCAAGCUCUGGUUCAGCCUCUGCGGCAAGUUCAAGUUCAAGCUCCAGCUCUAGCAAACCUACAGACUCAUAUCAGCCAUACGAGACAUCUUGCCCGUCUCAUGACCUUGUCAGAGAAGCUAAGAAUAUAUCUUCAGGAGAAAGGGAUUACAUUAGUGAAAGGUAUGAGAAAACAAAUGAGAACAUCAUCGAAUUCUUAGACAAAAAGGCCAAUCUCUCGGAUUUUGAUGCAGAGAGCUUUGUAAAUAGAAUGUCUGAUGUUCAUAACAUAACAAUAGGACUUGCAUUUAGUGGAGGGGGUUAUCGUGCAAUGCUUUGUGGGGCUGGCGAGUUGUUAGCAUUAGAUGACCGUUAUGAAAAAUCAACCCAACUAGGUGGCAUCUUGCAGAGCGCAACAUACUUGGCAGGUCUUUCUGGUGGAAACUGGUUAGUUGGAAGUUUAGUUUUAAAUGACUGGUUAUCAGUCGCUGACAUUAUAGAUGAUGGUUCGAACAUUUGGGACUUAGAUGAUUCUAUCUUUAAUCCCAAUGGCAUUAAUGUCAUCAAAACGGCUGGAUACUAUAAGGAUAUCUCAGAUGAUAUUGAUGCUAAGCAAGAUGCUGGCUUCGAUACUUCGAUCACGGAUUUAUGGGGAAGGGCAUUAUCUCACCAAUUUUUUAAUACCAGCGAUGGAGGGGUUAAUAAAACUUGGUCAGGGAUUAGAGAUUUAUCAAGUUUUGAAGAUCGUGAGAUGCCAUUCCCGAUUGUUAUUGCAGAUGGUCGUACUCCAGGUAAGAUGCUCGUCAACGGGAACUCUACGAUUUUUGAGUUUAAUCCAUAUGAGCUCGGUUCUUGGGAUCCAUCAUUGAACUCUUUUGUCGACGUCAAAUAUAUUGGAACAGAAUUGAAGGAAGGCGACACGAAUACCUCUAAGUGUAUCGUAAAUUACGACAAUGCAGGAUUUGUUAUGGGUACAUCCUCAAGUCUUUUCAACGAAGCUAUCAUUGAAGUUGCAGAUUCAAGUAUUAAUUCAGUUAUCAAAAAAGUUCUUCAAAAGAUAUUGAAUAAAAUCAGUGUUAGCGAAAAUGACAUUGCCCCGUAUACUCCAAACCCAUUUUAUGAUAUAAGUUAUGGUAACACUGAUGCGAUUGCCGACAAUGACACACUUACGCUUGUCGAUGGUGGUGAGGAUGGUCAAAAUGUGCCUCUUUAUCCUUUGAUACAAAAUAGUCGUAGUGUCGACAUUAUUUUUGCUUAUGAUAAUUCUGCGGAUACGGAUCAAAAUUGGCCCAAUGGUACUUCUUUGAUUGAGACUUACCAACGUCAAUUUACUGAGCAAGGAAAAGGGACCCCAUUUCCUUACGUUCCUAAUACAGGAGAAUUCCUUGAACUAACGGACAGACCUGUCUUUUUUGGUUGUGAUGCUUCUAAUUUUUCAGAUCUAAUUGAAUAUCAUGACAAUGAUCAGAUAAAUGCAACUGAUAUCCCAUUGGUUAUUUAUUUUGCAAAUACUAGAUAUUCGUACAAUUCGAAUACUUCUACUUACAAGAUGUCGUACACCAAUAAAGAGAAAAUGGGUCUUAUUGGCAACGGAUUUGAGGUUUCUACUAGAGCAAAUCUCACAGAUGAUAAGAAUUGGGCAACAUGUGUAGGCUGUGCAAUUAUAAGAAGGACGCAGGAAAGGUUAAAUGAAUCUCAAUCAGAUGAAUGCAAAAAAUGUUUUCAAAAAUAUUGUUGGAAAGGUUCAGAGAAGGAUGCAAUAAGUGCAUCUGCUACUGUCAUGGGUCCCUCGUCGACUUCUAAGUCGUCGUCUACGUCUAAAUCCUCGUCAUCGUCAACGUCAUCUUCAAGCCCCAAGAAAGGUGAUGCCAGCUCGUUGAAAUCAUCGCUCUCUAGACUUUCGUUCUUUGUUAUUUCUUUCACCAUGGCAUUUUCAGUUUUGCUCUUGUAA